This is a messenger RNA of Phytophthora nicotianae INRA-310, 4945 nucleotides long. RefSeq lists its product as hypothetical. The transcript has 5 exons. The record is from RefSeq and is a predicted model, not a curated record. The coding region runs from base 120 to 4394 and encodes 1424 amino acids. NCBI's taxonomy places the organism in Eukaryota, Oomycota, Peronosporomycetes, Peronosporales, Peronosporaceae. Gene Ontology annotation, molecular function: metal ion binding; guanyl-nucleotide exchange factor activity.
CGAAAUAACGUCCACGGAACCGCCGGUCGCACUGGUGUUCAGUACGCGGCUUGAGCUGCCCGUGCGAGGCAGCAGCGCGGAAAGGCGCCAGCGUCUUCAUUCUCGUAAGUUACACGUCCAUGAGCAGCCAGCAACAGACGGUGGUCGAGACUUCACGUGCGCCGCGACGCCGACGCGGGGAUGCCAAACCUUCGCGCAAGAAGGUAACUCUGCGUCCUGGAAUAGUACUAUUCGAUCCGAAAGACCUGGUGGCCAGCAGCGCAGAUGAUUGGACCUCUUCGUUGGACGUCGAGCUGGUAGAGGACAAUCAGGUGGACAUUGAGGACGAUGAGGAAGCGGACAAUGCAGAGGAUAACCAGGAGGAAAAUAUUGACGUGGAUCCGGACUCUCCAGAGGCCAAGCAGGCGAGACUGCGCGCGCUCGUCAUCGAAGAGAUCUGUGAGACCGAGAAAAGUUAUGUGACCGACAUCUGUACGCUCAACGACCACUAUAUCGUAGCUCUAGAGGACAAGACGUACCGCAUCAUGGAGGACGCACAGAUCGCUGUCUUCUUCAACAACUUGAGACAUCUGGUCAUGCUCAACUCGAAGUUACUGGAAGAUCUAGAGGAGAUUCGACAACGACGAGCUGGAGAGACAAAGACCGAAGCUGCGCCGAAGAGUUUGAGCCGCACGAAAAGCUUCAAAAGCGUAGCGGAGAAGAGGAUCGGAGAAGCUACUAAGGGUUUGACACGCACGAGCAGCUUCAAAAGCGUAGCGGAGAAGAGGAUCGGAGAAGCUACUAAGGGUUUGACACGCACGAACAGCUUUAAAAGUUCUAUGCCCGUCGCAGUUCAGAGCGAGGCAGCAGGAGUGGGCGCUAUAUUCUGUCGCUAUGCGCCACUGUUCAAGCUGUACGGAGACUACGCCAAGGACUACGAGGAAGUGGCAGCACUACUGCAGAACUUCCGACGUGAUACGCGUCUGGGCUUCUCGCAAUUCCUCGAUUCCUGUCGAGAGAAAAGCGGCUCGUCCAAACCGUUCGAGAGCUUGUUGAUCAUGCCGAUCCAGCGUAUCCCUCGCUACAAGUUGCUGCUUGAGAGACUGUGCGAGCUCACGCCACCAGAACAUCCAGACGCAUCGUUCCUUACUGAGGCAGUGAGUCGCGUACGCACCGUCGCAUCUGGCAUCAAUGAGACUGUGCGGCGUCAGGAGAACCUCGAGACUGUGCUACAAGCUCAGCAGAAGUUCUCUGGCCAACUCUCGCUGUUUACAGCGGACAGGAGACUGCUGAAAUCAGGAAAACUCAUCAAAAUGUCCACCAAGAGACAAGAAGACGUGAUGAUUCACUUGUUUAACGACAUUUUACUGUACAGUAAUGUGCUGAUCAAUGGCGGCUACCGGGUGCGACGCAUUGUCCACUUACAGUCCAAGGCUGUGGGCGUCAAGACCGAGUUACCUGCUCCUGUUCAAGCUCUGUUUGAUCAGCAGGCUAAGCGUCGUAAGGACUGCGGCUUCGUUGUUACCAGUCGAGAGAAAACGUUUAUCUUGUUCACAGAGACCCCAGAGGCACAGCGCGAGUGGGUAGACGCCAUUGCAAGUGCUGUCAAAGAAGCUCAGAAGCAGAAGAAAGCUGGGACGGGAGAUGAAGCUGAUGGCGAGGGUAACAACCUCGAAUCGUGCGAAGGUCCUGCGGACGCUGCAGCUCUGUGGGUUCCUGACGAGAUGGCUGAGUCCUGCAUCAAUUGCAAGGCUUCUUUCCGUGCGUAUUAUCGAAGAAAACACCACUGUCGUCGCUGUGGAGCGGUCGUUUGUGACACCUGCUCGUCUGGACGUGCACCGUUGUUUGUUGGCGAGUCUUCUCGUACCGAGCGUGUGUGCAAACCGUGCUUCAAGGUGCUGGAUCUUGUGCGUCAAAUUGCAAUGCAUUGGUUGUCUCGAGUUGUAGAGUUUCGUGGCGUGCUGCGACGUCGACGCUUUAACAAGUGGAGUGAGCAUUAUUAUGAGCUUCGAGCAGGUGUACUCAAGCAGUUCACGGUGGAUACAGGUGCAGCUAGCGCAGAUCAGAACGGGAACGCGGCAGGACUUACUAGUUCCGGAAGUAGCGGGAGCGCUCUGACGAACAGCAAUACGUCACGGUGCUGCACCGACGAGCUGAAUCUUGCCGGAGCCAUCGUCAUCCAUCGAUCGGAUAGUCGAGCACACAAGAACCGCUUUUGCUUCCAGAUUUCGACGACCGAGUACGAUGAGACGGAUCCCAAGAACAAAGCAGGCGCCAAUGGAGCGAACGCGCUCAAAGGGAGCCCCAUGCAGAGACGUUUAAGUCAAAUUGCUGUCCGACAAAACAGGAGCAAGCUCUCGCCGUUGAAGCUAGCUGUCAGUCGCUUGAAUGACGCUGUAUCUCGUCGUCGAGAGUCUGCACUCCCACCCGGAGUCUCUGCUGAAGGUGCGAUGCCGCUGGUUUCGCCACCUCCGCUCGUUCCUGCUCCAUCGUCGUCCCCAACGUCGUCGUCGUCUUCGAACGCGGCGGCCAUGCAGGAGACCGAGUGGAUAUUGUGUGCUACAACUAUCCAAGAGGAAGUGGCGUGGCGUGUGGCGAUCCAGAGCUCGGCCGACAAGGCGCUGCACCGCAUGCGACGCUCGCGCGUGACGGAUUUCCCUGGUUCAUUGGCUCAAAGCGGCAUUUUGAGUUUGAGUAUGAGUCUGCCUCCAACCAACGUGCGAGCGUCGAUGUCUGUGAUAACCACUGGAUCGUUUAUCGGCGCUCCUGAACGACGUCGCUUGUCUUCUCUUGAUCGCGGACGUGCCACAGAUGCGGAGCUGUCGAUGGAGAUGGCUCAGGCCGCAGGAGAUGAUCGCGAGGCGUUUUUACUGGAACGUCGACGUCGUCAGAUUCUGAAAGAGGUUAUCCGCUCGGAGGAGAGCUACGUUCAGUGUUUGGGCGAGUGUAUUCGCCUGUUUGUUCAGCCGCUGCUGCUACGUCAGCUUGAGGGACGUCAGAUGUACCGUCGUCGCCAGAAUAAACGCAGAGGAUCCAUGCGCCCUGUACUUGGAACAGUUAAUACUUCGAGCGGGUCUGCAGUUCCAAGUCGAAUCCGUCGUCGAGCGGGAAGCAGCGGCAAUAUCGGCCCAGCAGCAGCAGCGAACUCUGCGUCAACUCAGGCCCCCAAGAUGCUGGUCAUGGACGCCGAUCUGUCCAUCUUUUUCAGCAGCGUGGACCAGAUCUACACGCUCAACCAGCAGCUUCUGGACCAUUUGUCGCGUCAUCUUGAAGAAACCACGACUUCGACACAACCGCCGAAUGCUGAGAAUGGCCAGAAGAAGGGUGAAUCUCCUGAGUUUCCAGGCGUACGAGUGCACCGUGCUGGCGCGAUCUUCCACGCAUAUGCUCCGUUGAUGCAGCUCUACACAUCGUACGCUAGCCGUCACAGUGGUGCUCUAACUGCGUUGGAUUCGCCUCAGUUUGCGGGCUUUCUACGGGAAUUACCCCCUGAGGCCGACGUGAACCGCCUACGACGUUAUCUGAACAUGCCAGUGGAGCGUAUUCCACGCUACAAGAUGCUGCUGCAAGAGCUGCUGGGAUCUACGCCGCCUGAACACGUCGACUACGUGCCGCUGCAGUCAGCUAUAAGCAGUGUGGAUCGAGUCGCCCAUAAGAUCGAGGAGAUCAGUGAGAGACGCGAGAAUGCUCGCACUCUGGCCACUGUAAGUGCGAAAGUGGGGAUUGAUCUCAGUGGUCGACACUUUGUUCGUGACGGGAUGCUGCGCAAAGUGUGUCGUAGCAAGGUGCAGACGUACUACUUUGUGCUGCUAGAGGACGCGAUGGUGUAUGGACGUCAAGGGGGUCUGCACAAGAAGAAAUUCCGCUUGCUCGAUCUGUGGGAGUGCAAAGUGGCGGAAGACACAGAGAUGAUGCCUGGAGUCAUUACGACAGUCGUGAAUUCCAACAAUGCGUUCUGCUUCUAUUCCCCACUCAAGUCGUUCAUCCUGUUGACUGAGUCCGAGGGUGAGAAGAAGGCGUGGACGACUGAUAUUAGCGAGUGUAUUGAUCGAAAUCUCCGUGGCAAGACACACCCGCGUCGUGCUAGUGUUCGUUCCGAGGUACUGACAGACAACGACGACGAGUGCUCGAGCGGAUACGAGCUGGAAGGAGGUUUUGUGAUCAAGAAUGGAUGGCUGAACGUGUCUGGAGGAGCUGCGGGAAGCAUGAGUCCCAGUCCGACUUCAAGCUUUAGUGUUGGCAAGAAGCCUCGACGUCUGUGGAUCACCUUGUCACUGCAAACGAUUUCGCUGGGCUCCACGUUCAAGACUGCGCAGCCAGAGGAGACGAUUCCUAUCGAGUUGUGCGAGGUGGCUCCUCUCCAGAACGAGAAGUGCUUUCGACUGCAGUUCCUGCAGGAUACGGUGAGUCGAUAACUUCAAGUUGCUGUCACUUUAACAUGAUCACUCACAUUUAACGUUGUUUACAGAAGAUGCGGACGCAGACGACGUACGUGUUCGAGGCGCAGGCUCUUGUCGAGAGAGAUGAAUGGGUCCGUGCGUUGACUCAUUGCAUCUCGGGGGGAGACGAGCUGGACUUGCGUCGUCGCAGCCUCAAGACGGCGACGUUGGCGCCGAUCUUUAUGUUCGACAAGGUCUCGAAUGUCUGUACGAUCUGUACGCACAGCUUUGCGGUGUAUCGGCCCCGUCACCACUGCAGAUUAUGCGGGUCGCUCGUCUGCGGCAAUUGCUCAAAGCGGCGGUGGACGCUCUCGUACAGCUCGAGCAAGAAGGCGUCGCGCGUCUGCGAUAGCUGCGCCUUGUCGACCAUGAGCAUCACAAGGUCGUUCGCCGACGAGGCAUAAACGGCAACUGGACUUGCACAAAGUGAUACUCCUGCCACAACACAUCUUCAGAAAGCGCAGGCUCUUAAUGCGCUUGUAUGUUUACUGCCCGUACAAUAUAAUUGAAACCUGUACCAAUUUAUA